AGGUACCUAACCUGAGAGCACACACACACACACACCCACACACCCCUGUGCUCUGUACAAAAGCUGGUGCUCUUCAGCCUUAAUUCAUUUUAGCUUAUUCAGGCUGUAUUUGAUAUUUCCCCAUUUAAACCCAAGCUCUUGAAAGAGAAAUGUUUCACAACCGGGCGCUCAUUGUGUCGGUGGAGAAAUUCAGCGCAUGCGCAGAACUCGGAAAGCGGAGCGGCGCGCGACGGGACACGAAGCGCCUGCACGCGGCUCUCAGGCGGAGGGGCUUUACUGUGACCAUCCUGAUCGACCCGGAUGCGCGCGAGAUCAUCGAGGCAUUUAAAGCAGAGAGUGAGCAGCCAGUGCACAGCUGUUUUGUGGGUGUGUUAUCGAGUCAUGGAGAGAAGGGAGUGAUAUUCGGAGCAGAUGGACACCGUGUAAAGCUCGCACAUAUAUACUCACAAUUUGGAGGACCAAUGAUGGCUGCCAAAAACAAACUGUUCCUGGUCCAGGCUUGUCGAGGCAGCGAGCUGGAUGAAGGUGUUGAGGUUGAGAUAGACUCGUCUGAAGAUGAUUGUGUAUAUGAAUGUCAGUCAAUCCCUAAUGAAACUGUGGUUGCUUAUGCUACAGCUCCAGGUUACAGUGCCUUCAUGCACCCAACCGGCUCGGUGUUCCUACGGACGUUCUGUGAUCUGGUGGAGGAGUGUGAGGGGUGGGAGAUCACACGGUUUCUGACUCGGCUGAAUCGGCGUGUAGCCCUUGAGUUUGAGGCGAGAGGAAAUAAGCUCCAGGGCAAAAAGGAGAUGCCGUGUUUCAUCAGUCGCCUCACCGCUGACUGUUACCCGUUCACCAGGACACUCAGAGAUUAGGCCAUGUAGCUGCUCCUAGACACACACUACUUGCAAAACCUCAGAUGAACUUACACCUGAGCUAAGCUUGGACUCAUUUUGUACAGUUGUCUAUUUAUAGACAUCAGGAUGCUUUUAUGAGGAAAUGAAAUCUCAUGCUGGUGCUGUACAGUGAUGAAAAAACAAAUUUUAUGUUGGUUACUGAGACUACAGGAACACCAAUAUGGAGAAUUAUAGGCUUAUAGAUGCAAUAUUAGAGAGCUUAUUGAUUUGUGUCUGACUGCCUGCAUGCGCAUAGCAUUAGUGAGACAGAGUGUUUGCACAUAUAACAAAUGCUGUACAUUUUGCAGAAAAUGUUGUACAUAAUAAUGAUACUUCAGUGAACACAAAAAAGACAAAAAAUAUGUGUUAUUUCAGUACAAACCUUAUUUAAGAAAUUUAAGGUGCUAUGGGUGGGACAAUUGUUAAGUUAUGGUUUGUUAUAGAUGUAAAGUCAUAUUUUGUUAAUACUACAAAUUGUCACUGUUACUCUGAGUAGCUCACUCAUGUCCACAUUACAAAAGACAUUCAGUUUUUUAUGGUGUUAUUAAUAUUAAACCUGCAUGACAUUUUAUGAUUUGACAAAACUAAAUAAAAAUGGAAGGGAAAGUCAAUGUAGUUAUAUAGUUGUCCAAGUGUGACAACUAUGUAAGAUCUCAUCUCAUCCCUGGAUGGGACACCAGUUCAUCACUGAGCACCAUGCAAUACAUUUACACAUUCAUUCACACCUAGGUGCAAUUUAAAAAAAAUAGCCAGUCCACCUACCGGUAUGCUUUUGAGAGGUGGAAGUUAACUGGAGAACUCUGAGGAAACCCACACAGACACAGUUUGAAUUGGGAGCUCUUGCACUGCGAGCUCAUUGCUUUUUAGUCGUUAUGUCACCUUGUCCCCUUAUUUUUAAUUUGAAUUAAUUAAUGAAUUUAUUUCUGUUCCCACCUACUAGCUAGUUCCUCUGCUGUGUGCGAAAGAGGGAGGAAGUGUUUCCUCAAGGCGUAAAUCUAAACUGUCAUAGAACAGCUGAACAUGGGAUGAGGAGCUUUGAUGAACUUCCCUAACCCAUGUACCUAAGCUCGCAGAUGUACACACAGCUGCUAUGCAGAACAGGUAUAUACUAGUUGUGAAACAACUACAUAGUCUGUGUAUCUAGAUUUAGACAAAAUGAGGCAAAGAUAAAUCACUACAUUUUUGGAGAACGUACAAUGUACAGAAUGUACAUGCCAAGACAGAUUUAUUAAUAAAUGAUUUAUUAAUAAAUGACAACCCUAAUGCAUGGGGUGAUAUUGCACAAUAUUUUCCUUACAUAAAAAAAAAAAUUCCUACUGUAGGGGCUGGCUAUAUUUUUUCUGUCGUUCAGUUAAUGUUCAAUUAGACAGCUAUGCAACACAUAGGAUUUUAAAUCUUAAGCUUGUAAAAAGUGAAUCUGUUUUACCGAAUAGUUGAGAUAACUGCUACAUCAUUUCAUUUUCAUAUUGUAUUCUACAUGUUCUUGUACAGAGAGAUGAUAAAAUGUAGCAUUUAUCUCCACUAUGCAGUCUUUAAAAUAGUUUAACAAGAAGAAUCAAUGUUUAGGUGGAAUGAAAACCCACUCUAGCCCCAAAGCUAUAGUGAAUAUAAAAAGUCUACACACCCCAGCUAAAUUGGCAGGUUUUGGUGAUGUAAAAAAAUGAAACCAAGAUAAAUUAUGUCAGAUCAUUUUCCACCUUUUAUGUGAUAUAGCAACCAACAGACUUCAACUGAAAAGCAAAUGGAGACUUUGUAGGGAAAAAAAGAAAACGUGCACACCCUUUUAUAAUGGGUCAUGUGACUGUGUUCAGAAUUAACCAGUCACAUUCAAAUACAUGUUCAGAAGUAAGUAUCAUACACUUGUCAUCAAUGAAGUGAUUCUGAUAAGCCCCGAAGCUUCAUUUGACUGCUGAAGCCAUGGUUUGCAAAAAGCCUACAAAGCAUGUACGGGAUCUCAUUGUUGGAAGGUACCAAUCAGGAGAGGGGUACAAAACAUUUUCCAAAACAUUAUAUGUACCAUGGAACACCAUGAAGGCCAUCAUUAUGUGUAGAAAAUGGGGCAUGACAGUGACAUUACCAAGAACAAGACUUCUCUCCAAAGAAGGACAAUACAAAUGAUGAUGAAAGGACAAGACAAAAACUUAUCAGGGAGGCUGCCAAGAGACCGAUGGUAACAUUACAGGAGCUGCAGGAAUAUCUGGCAAGUACUGGUCAUUCCCUGCAUGUGACCACAAUCUCUCAUAUUUUUCACAUCUCUAGGCUACGGGACAGUGUGGCUAGAUGGAAGCCCUGUCUUACCAAAAAAAAAAAAAAAACCCUAACCAAGCCUGCAUAAAUCACCUCAAUCCAUGUGGCAAAACGUUUUAAUGUCUGACGAGACCUUGGUCAAAUGUUUUGGGCAUAAUUCUGAAGGAUAUAUUUGGCACAAAACCAAAACAAGCUUGUCACCCAAAGAAUAACAUAACCACACAAAGCAUGGUGGUGGCAGCAUCAUGCUAUGACGCUGCUUCUCUUCAGCUGGGGCUAGGGCUAAGAUAGAUGGAAGAGAGCUCAAAAUACCAAUCUAUUUUGGCACAAAACCUGCAGGUCUCUGUUAAACAGCUGAAGAUGAAGAAAAUUUUCACCUUUCAGCACAAUGACAAGUUGAUAGACCUUUACCCUAAAAGAAUGAGUGCUGUACUACAACAAAAGGUGCUUUAACAAAGUAUUAGGUAAGGAGUGUGCACACUUAUGCAACUUCUUUUGUUUUUUGUUCUCUAAAAUGUUACUAUUUGUUUUUAUUACCUGAAUUUUGUUGGUUGAAAUAGAUCACAUUAAAGGUGGAAAAAGAUCUGACAUGGUUUAUUUUGGUUAAAACAGCUCACUUAGCAGAAUAAAAUACUCUGAGCAGAAAACACACAGGGCAAAAUAUACUAAAUUGUGGUUUAAUUACACACUGUAAUAGUUAGUCUAAUGGUUGCUUGUUCGCUAGUCCAAGCUUACAUUAUUUACCUACAUAUUAAUAAAAGCAGUGCGGGUACAGUAAUAAAUUAAUAAGUAAAGAUUUAAGGGUGUCAAACUGCUCUGCUUUAUCUCACUUCUUUUUGAAACUUAUUUAUGGAUGACUAAAGUUUGAAGAUGAAAGUUUGAAACAUAGAGGACACAACAUACAGUUUAAAAUGGGUAAACUGUAUCCCAUUGAAUAAUUGAAUUAUUUGUUGAAUUACUUAUUGAAUUAUAUAUAUAU
This is a messenger RNA of Pangasianodon hypophthalmus (striped catfish), 4101 nucleotides long. Its product is annotated as caspase-3. Gene Ontology annotation, molecular function: cysteine-type endopeptidase activity. The record is from RefSeq and is a predicted model, not a curated record. The coding region runs from base 150 to 854 and encodes 234 amino acids. Gene Ontology annotation, biological process: proteolysis. The transcript is spliced from 4 exons. Lineage: Eukaryota; Metazoa; Chordata; Actinopteri; Siluriformes; Pangasiidae.